This is a messenger RNA of Penicillium subrubescens, 4098 nucleotides long. Its product is annotated as putative ABC multidrug transporter. Gene Ontology annotation, cellular component: membrane. The transcript is spliced from 14 exons. Bases 1 to 4098 code for a protein of 1365 amino acids. The record is from RefSeq and is a predicted model, not a curated record. NCBI's taxonomy places the organism in Eukaryota, Fungi, Ascomycota, Eurotiomycetes, Eurotiales, Aspergillaceae. Gene Ontology annotation, biological process: transmembrane transport. Gene Ontology annotation, molecular function: ATP binding; ATP hydrolysis activity; ABC-type transporter activity.
AUGGAUACUCCAUCAUCAGGGACGAUAACACCUGCCGACUUGGAAAGUGCUGGCUAUGAUGGCAGUAUUCGCAAACGCCUCACGGUGACAUUUCGCGAUCUUAAUGUUCGAGUGACGGCACCAGAUGCUGCAUUGGGAAGUACGUUGUGGUCAGAGGUUGACCCCCGCCAGCUCGGCGAUUUGUUCAAACGGACGCAGAGACACAAACGGACAAUUCUGAAAGAUGUGUCAGGACAAGUCAAGCCAGGGGAAAUGCUUCUGGUUCUCGGUCGUCCAGGAUCUGGCUGUACAUCCCUUCUACAAGUUCUUGCAAAUGACCGAGAGACUUUUGAUGAAGUCAGUGGUGAGACUCGAUAUGGAAGUAUGGAUCACAAAGCUGCAAAGCAAUUCCGUCAGCAGAUCAUGUUCAACAACGAAGAUGAUUUGCACUUCCCAACUCUCACCGUCAACCGGACGAUGAAGUUUGCGCUCCGAAACAAAGUUCCCAAUGAGCGACCAGAGGCGCUAGCCAACCGCAAAGACUAUGUUUUGGAAAAACGCGAUGUUAUUCUUGACUCUCUCGGUAUCGGGCAUACGAAGAAGACUCGUGUUGGCAAUGAGUUCAUUCGCGGAGUUUCGGGAGGCGAGCGAAAGCGCGUGUCUCUAGCCGAAGUGAUGGCAGGGCAGAGCCCCGUUCAAAUGUGGGAUAAUCCUACGCGUGGUCUCGACUCAAAGGCUGCCGUGGAGUUUGCACGAUUGCUGCGACGGGAAGCAGACGAGAAUCAAAAGACCAUCAUUACCACCACCUAUCAAGCUGGAAAUGGAAUCUACGAUACCUUUGACAAGGUUCUCGUCUUGGCCGAAGGCAGAGUGACUUACUAUGGCCCUCGUCGAUUGGCUAAGGGAUACUUCGAGUCACUUGGCUUCACUUGUCCUAAGGGCGCCAAUAUUGCGGAUUUUCUUACGUCUGUUACCGUCCUCACGGAGAGAAUCGUCCGUGCCGGAUGGGAGGACAAAGUACCCAAUACUGCGGGAGAAUUCGAGUCUCGAUACCGCGACAGCUAUAUCUGCCAAGAGCAACUGGAUUCCAUUGAUUCCCCUGACAAGCUGAGCCACGAGACGGAGGAUCUUAAGAUGGCCGUAUCCAGCGAAAAGCGCAAACAGCAUCUUCCUCGCAAUCAGAGUGUCUACACGGCAAACCUUCUGGAUCAGGUUCGUUCUUGCACUUUGCGGCAGUUCCAAAUCAUGUGGGGAGACAAGUUCUCCCUCAUGGUUAAAGUCGGCUCGGCUAUCAUUCAGGCAUUGGUUUGUGGAUCUAUCUUCUACAACCUCGCCGAGGAUAGCAGCUCUAUCUUCUUGCGCCCCGGUGUGCUCUUCUUCCCAGUCCUCUACUUCCUUCUCGAGUCCUUGUCUGAGACGACCGCGUCUUUCAUGGGUCGCCCAAUUCUCUCCCGUCAAAAGCGAUUCGGAUUUUACCGCCCAACAGCUUUCUGCAUUGCCAAUGCCAUUACAGAUGUGCCAGUUGUGAUGAUUCAAGUGACUUGCUUCUCGCUGAUCCUGUACUUUAUGGCGGCUUUGCAAAUGGAUGCCGGAAGGUUCUUCACUUACUGGAUUAUUAUCAUUGUGCAAACCUUGUGCUUCAUCCAGCUGUUCCGAGCGAUUGGCGCCCUCUGCUCUCGAUUUGGAAAUGCUUCCAAGAUGUCUGGUCUUCUUUCAACGGUUUUCUUUGUCUAUGGAGGUUAUCUGGUGCCGUUCAACAAGAUGCACGUGUGGUUCCGCUGGAUUUUUUACCUGAACCCGGGAGCAUACGCAUUCGAGGCGCUCAUGGCAAAUGAGUUUGUCGGUCGGCAACUUGUCUGCAAAGAGCCUGACUAUAUCCCAUACGGUUCUGGCUAUUCAGAUGCUGCCUCGCCGCACCGAGGCUGUUCAGUGCUUGGAAGCAAUGCCGACGGCAUCAUUGAUGGCGAGGCUUACAUCCGAGAGCAGUACAGCUAUUCGUUCGGCCACAUCUGGCGCAGCUUCGGAGUCAUUGUCGGAUUCUGGCUAUUCUUCAUCUUUUUGACAUCGAUGGGCUUUGAGCUUAAGAACAGCCAGAGCAGCUCCUCCGUCUUGCUCUACAAGCGUGGAAGUGAGAAAAAGCGAGCCACUGACCCAAAGAUGAAUAUUACGGCCCAGAAGAAGGAAGACCCGCCGGCCCUCACCGGCUCAGCAAAACAAUCCAUCUUCACAUGGCAUGACCUUGAUUACCAAGUUCCGUUCAAUGGAGAAAAGAAACAGCUUUUGAACAAAGUGUUUGGUUAUGUGAAGCCCGGAAAUCUCGUUGCGUUGAUGGGAGCUUCCGGGGCUGGAAAAACAACACUAUUGGAUGUUCUUGCUCAGAGAAAGGACUCGGGUGAGAUUUAUGGAUCAAUCCUGAUCGACGGGCGCCCACAGGGCAUUAGCUUCCAAAGAACCACGGGUUACUGCGAACAAUUGGAUGUACACGAGCCAACAGCGACCGUGAGGGAAGCACUCAUCUUCUCUGCCGUUCUUCGUCAACCGUCUACAGUUUCACAUGAGGAGAAAAUUGCUUACGUGGAUCACAUUAUCAACCUCCUGGAACUCGGAGAUAUCGUGGACGCUUUGAUUGGAGUUCCGGGUGCCGGUCUCAGUAUUGAACAGCGCAAGCGGGUGACCCUAGGUGUCGAACUUGUGGCAAAGCCUUCUCUGCUUUUCCUGGAUGAGCCUACCUCAGGUCUUGAUGGACAGAGUGCAUACAAUAUCGUGCGGUUCCUACGCAAGCUUGUUGACGGAGGCCAAGCUGUGCUGUGCACCAUCCACCAACCUUCUGCUGUCUUGUUCGACGCAUUCGAUGGUCUUCUGCUUCUUGCAAAGGGCGGAAGAAUGACGUACUUUGGAGAGACCGGCAAUGAAUCGAGCAAGAUCCUGGAUUAUUUCGCACGCAACGGCGCACCUUGCCCACCUGAUGCCAACCCAGCCGAGCAUAUCAUCGAUGUUGUACAAGGAAGCGGCUCGACGGAGAAGACAGACUGGGUUGAGGUUUGGAGUCAAUCCGAGGAGCGACGAAAGGCCCUCGAGGAGCUUGAGGCCUUGAACAAAUCCGGUCUUGCGGAUCCAAACUAUGUGGAAGACACCGCCAAUUUCGCUACCUCUCACUGGUUUCAGUUCAAGAUGGUUGUUGCGCGUCUCAGUAUCAAGAUUUGGCGCUCACCGGACUACAUGUGGAAUAAGAUUAUCCUCCAUAUCUUCGCGGCUCUUUUCAGCGGUUUCACCUUCUGGAAGGUUGGAGAUGGAACUUUCUCUCUCCAGUUGCGACUCUUUGCCAUCUUCAAUUUCAUUUUCGUUGCCCCGGGCUGCAUCAAUCAGAUGCAACCCUUUUUCUUGGCUAAUCGUGAUAUCUUUGAGACGCGUGAAAAGAAGUCAAAAACCUACCAUUGGCUUGCCUUUAUCGGUGCUCAAGCCGUCGCCGAGAUUCCGUAUCUCAUUAUUUGUGCUACGCUCUACUUCGUCUGCUUUUAUUUCACCGUAGGCUUCCCUAUUGGAGCCAGUGUUUCUGGCCAUUUCUAUCUCCAGAUGAUCUUUUAUGAGUUCCUGUACACCUCCAUCGGUCAGGCAAUCGCUGCAUAUGCGCCCAACGAAUACUUUGCGGCUGUUAUGAAUCCGGUCUUGCUGGGCGCAGGCAUGAUUAGUUUCUGCGGUGUCGUCGUUCCCUACAGCCAAUUGCAAGCCUUCUGGCGCUACUGGAUCUACUAUCUGGAUCCCUUCACCUACCUUGUUGGGGGCCUUCUGGGUGAAGUUCUGUGGGAUGUCCAGGUUAAAUGCGAGCCUUCGGAAUUUGUCACUUUCAGGGCUCCUUCUGGACAAACCUGCGGUGAAUACAUGGCAGACUUCCUUUCAACACAAGCGGGCUACUUGCUGGAUGCAAACUCUACAAGCACUUGCUCGUUCUGUCAGUAUUCCACAGGUGCUGACUAUGCCAAAACUUUCAACCUCCGAGCCAAAUACUACUCCUGGAGAGAUACUGGUAUCACCGCCUUGUUCUGCAUCUCGUCUUAUGCUUGCGUGUUUCUUAUGAUGAAACUGCGCAGUAAGAAGACCAAAAGCGCCCGAUCGGAAUAA